This is a messenger RNA of Radiomyces spectabilis, 1285 nucleotides long. RefSeq lists its product as uncharacterized. NCBI's taxonomy places the organism in Eukaryota, Fungi, Mucoromycota, Mucoromycetes, Mucorales, Radiomycetaceae. The transcript has 9 exons. The record is from RefSeq and is a predicted model, not a curated record. Bases 50 to 1285 code for a protein of 411 amino acids. Gene Ontology annotation, biological process: signal transduction. Gene Ontology annotation, molecular function: protein binding.
CUGAACCAUCAACGGGCAUCCUGCAGCUCGUCAUACACGCAUAAAAAACAUGGACAGUGUACUUCUUUGGGACGAAAACAAAGUUAACAAAUGGUUGGCCUCUAUUGGCUAUUCUUCCUUCGAAAAAACCUUCAAAGAACAAGGCAUUACCGGCGACGUACUCGUUCAUCUAGACCAUGAUUCACUCAAAGAUCUUUCCAUACAUUCCGUGGGGCAACGGCUCGAUAUCCUCAAAAACAUCUACCAUCUGAAAGCAAUGUGCCGUGUACCAUUGAAUGAAUGGGAUUAUGUACCUCCCAGUGUAUUAUACGAAAACGACUGGCUAGGACACAAUGGACUGGCAGAUUAUCGCAAGAUCGAAAUGGCCUUCCAGGAACGAGACGAACACGUUAGACGAUUGACAGAAGAUCUGUUGCGCAUUAGCAGUGAGAUGGAUCGUCUGCGUGACGAUCUGUUCCGAUUUUCCAAAGAAAAAAAGCCAUCCUCCUCCUCCUCUUCAUCUCAAUCAUCUGGGCAAAAAUACCAUUUAACCAAUGCGGGGAGUUCUUCAAAAGCGGGACAUAUGCUAACGCCGCCAACCUCUACGUUAUCUUCUUCACAUCCCACUCUCGAUUAUUUCAAUCCAGCCAAUGAUGAGCCAUCGAAACCCACGCCACAUGUCACCAUCAAUGACGGUGGAGCCAUCAAAGUCUACGGUGAAAAAAUAUCCAAUAGCUCCAAGGUUGAUUUGGAGUCUUCCAAAAAUGUUCGAUUACUAUUGGACGAUCCGUGCUCCAAAGUAAUCACGUCUGCGCUUAAAAAGUACAAUGUGAACGAUGACUGGCAACAAUAUGCUCUGUGGAUUCAGUUUGGUUCUCCUGACAAUAUCCAAGAACAAGCACUCGGAUACGACGAAAAACCACUGCGAAUUUCUCAGAAAUUAAAGGAAUCGAAUCAAAACCCAGUGUUUGUACUGAAACAUGUCAAGGACAAUAAGCCAUUCAUUCCUCCCUCUGGCAGCAAUUCUCCACAGAACGUUCUGCCAUACAGUUGGAGGAGCGAUCAUUAUCCAAAAACGGCCAUUACAGCUGGAAGAGUAGGCUAUGAAGUGGUGGUUCCCGUUAUUUCAUCGUCCAUUAGCACCCCAACGCCUUCCACAACCCCCAUUCCAUCAAGUCCUUCUGCAAAAAGAAGUGGGACAAUCCAUGCACCAGCCCCGGAUAAAUUAUUAAGCGAACUUGGGUUAGAAAGUGGCGUGGCGACAGCCAUCUAUUCGAUAAUGAUGGAACAUGACAAAAACCCAUGA